CCGCAGUCCAGUUGGGGGCGUGGUUAGAUAUUUGGUUACAGUGCCAAAAUGCUGCUCAGAAGGACAGGACAAGUCAGACAGUUUUGGAGCUGGGUCAACUUUGUAUUCAACAGAGUGGACCACAGUCGAGUGGCUGCGGUGGGUCCGGACAGGGCAGCUGCUGAGUGGGUACUGAGACUGGGAGGCUCCGUCAAGUUUACUGACAUGGAGUACUGGAAUACAGACUACAACAGACUACCCUCAGGAGGGGUCAAACUGGAGCAGAUUGACGGCUCAGGGAUGUCCAUCACUUCGAAUGGCCUCGAACAUCUUGGUAUAGGUUCAUUCAAGGGAUUGGCAUGUCUGAGAGUUCUAAAGUUGAGCAGAUGCAAGUACUUGUAUGAUGAUGGGCUGGUCCACCUUAGUCAGGUAGAGGACACACUGAGAGAGCUUGAUCUCAGCCAUUGUCCUGGUAUCACUCACAAGGCUCUGGCAUACCUCUCCAUACUCGGAUCUCUACAAAAGUUGGACUUAACCGACACCCCUGGAAUACGGGACAGAGACCACAAACUGAACGAACUUAAUAUUCAACUACCACAAUGCAAAAUUACUGCAUAACUACUAUAUAUAGCUAGCAGUCAUGUCACCUUUUAUGUUUGUACAGCUGCAAUGAACCACAUGCAUGAUCACCUAGUAA
Messenger RNA from Halichondria panicea, 676 nucleotides. Its product is annotated as ATP synthase subunit s, mitochondrial-like. The coding region runs from base 49 to 597 and encodes 182 amino acids. Lineage: Eukaryota; Metazoa; Porifera; Demospongiae; Suberitida; Halichondriidae. The transcript is spliced from 4 exons. The record is from RefSeq and is a predicted model, not a curated record. Gene Ontology annotation, molecular function: protein binding.